Messenger RNA from Amoebophrya sp. A120, 1198 nucleotides. Lineage: Eukaryota; Dinophyceae; Syndiniales; Amoebophryaceae. The record is from the annotation of a GenBank genome assembly.
GACCACCGCUGGCGCGUCUAGCACCUCCUACGCUUUGGGAUCCGGAUCUACCGUUUUCACGGGAGAUGGGACCACUACGAUCGCCGGUGUGACGACGAGCCCCUUGGUUGUGAACGAUGAAACUGAUGGCAUUGGAGGUUGUUCUGGUGCUGCGGAAGUAGGGGGAAACAAAAAACUCCUGCCAAAGCUGACUUGCUCUGGCGAUGUUGAUCUUAAGAACUCCGAUGGCGCGACGAAGAUGUUGAUUCCUUUGAAAGAUGGCCCUGAUGAUACUCUCGUCCUCCCCGCACAGAACCAGCAAAACCAGACGGGGAUCAUUUCUACUACUUCCCGAAGCGGCGAGCAACAAGCUGGCUUGACGCAAAACGUUAACCAGCAAAAAGACAACGAAGACGCGCAGUCGCAGAACAACCUUCCGCCGGAGGGGUCGAUUUCGUCCAGUAAUCGCUCGGGGUCCCAUGCGACGUCCUCUAAAAACAGCAAGCAACUGAAGCCGGCCUUGCUCAACAUGCGCGCCGCGUUUCAGUGGCUAGACGUUGGGUUCCAAGCGGCCCCGGGGGCGGGGGCGCAGGAUAUUGCAGGUGGAAAUAAAGCAGGAGCAACCUCGAACAACAAUUUCGAUCUUCAGUCGCGCUCCGGCGCUUCCUCGGAGCAGGUGGGUGGGACAAACGAGAAUAAUAGCAGUAACGUCGACGCCCUCACAAGUUCCGACAAGACGAGCAACGAUCUGACUUCCGGCUCCCGCAUGGAGGCUGCAGGAGGACCAGGCGCUCCUUCUUCUGUCUGCUCCGACGACCUGUUUAUUUCGAACCAGAGCACCAGCAGCCGCGGACUCACCGGCACGAACAAGGUUUCAGGCACCUACGGAGACCUGGACAGUUGCGAGAACAUGAGUUCGAUUUCCAGCAGCUAUGCGCGCAGUUCCGACUUCGGCACCGACGCGGCUACUUCCAGAGGUGCAGGACCUCGCGGCAAAAAUAAAGAUCAGCCUUCGCCAAACAACUACGGGGACCACCGGGUGGGACAUCUACAAGGCAGCGGCGCAGGACUUUCUUUCCUCUAUCCGCCCUCGUCGGCCUUUCCGUCGCCGAGCCGGGCCUUCUCGCCGCAGCUGAUGCUCCAGAAUCUGCCGCGGAACCUGACGCGCGAAGAUCUGCGCCGCCUGGUCCGGUACUUCAACCUCUGCCGCGUGGAGAAG